ACUCAAUACUACUCUCUUAAAGUGAAGAUGAUUGACAACGUAUGCUGAACCAAUAUAAUAUAACCGCCAGAAAAUUUAACGUGUUAAUUUUCCCAAAAAAGACAAAAUACAUGGUUACAACAACAAAUUUACUAAUAUCUAAAUUGAAGCUGGAAGGUCAGAUAAUAGAACAAGUGAUGGAGUGUAAAUAUCUAGGUAUCACAUUAUCUAGCUACGGAAAGCUCGAAACCGAAUUGGAAGAUCAAGUAAAUAGAGCAAACAGAGACACAGGCUGCCUAAAUAAAAGAAUAUGGAGAAAUAAAAAUAUCGGCAAAGAAACGAAAGGCAGAAUUUACAAAACAGUCAUCAGACCAAUAAUGACAUACGCGGCCGAAACAAGACCUGAUACAGAGAGGACAAAAAGGAUGUUAGAAACUGCAAAGAUGAAAACACUUACAAUAGAGUAGUAGAGACGACAAUAGCCGGUUCCUCAAGAGGAAGACGAUCAGUAGGAAGACCACGAAACAAUGGAACGACAAGUUACUGGGGGCACAUUAAAAAACAGAGUCAUGUCUAUAUAA
Molecule: messenger RNA, 560 nt
Organism: Diabrotica balteata
Lineage: Eukaryota; Metazoa; Arthropoda; Insecta; Coleoptera; Chrysomelidae
Source: the annotation of a GenBank genome assembly